AUGGAGGCCAAUAAUAGCCAUCAACGAAAGUCGUCAGGAGAGUCCUCCUCAUCAGAUGAUGGCAUAAGAGAAUCAGCAUUGAACUCGAGAGUUGGGUGGAAACACAGCGGGACCGGCGAUGAUAAUGGUGCCGGCCAUGCCCACAUUAAUGGGGCAGUGCCACCGAGCAAUCAAGAGGAAGAAAUUGGGGAAGCUAAUUCAACUGGAAACAAGAAAAUACCAACUAUGGAGGAGCAGAAUCAAUCUACUACUACAUGUAGUACACUUGUGCAGAGUCAGAGUCAUCCUGGUGGACCUCAAUCAGGAGUGACAGAAAGUACAAUUGACAGCAGAAUCGCCAUAAAGGUGGCUCAAGAGAGACAACUGCAAAAUCAAGGAACCGGGAAUGCAUCCGCUGAAAUUGAUUUGGAAUCGAACAACAUUCCUCAGAAUGCACCUCAGUCCUCAACUGGUAGAAUGCCGGCCUCAGCGGCUGUAACUGGUGGUGGUCGCCAUGAUCAGUCCUUUGCAUCUGGUCAUCAUCAUCCAGGACCUCAGUCAGCGACUGAAAGUACCAUUGACAGCCGAAUUGCCAUCAAGGUGGUGCAAGAGAGACUGCUGCAAAAUCAAGGAAAUGCAUCAACUGAAAUUGAUUUGGAAUCAUCGGACAUUCCUCAGAAUGCGCCUCAGACUUUGGCUGGUAGAAUGAUGCCGGCCUCAGUGGCUGUAACUGGUGGUCACCGUGAUCAGUCCUUUGCAUUUGGUCAUCAUCCAGGACAACCUCAAUCAGUGACAGAAAGUACAUUGACAGCCGAAUUGCCAUAA
Messenger RNA from Seminavis robusta, 804 nucleotides. Lineage: Eukaryota; Bacillariophyta; Bacillariophyceae; Naviculales; Naviculaceae. The record is from the annotation of a GenBank genome assembly.